CUAGCUCAGAGCUGAUGCUCAAUCACUUCUCAGGAGUAGUGUUUGUUAGUAUUCUGUGCUUAUGGAUCUUUCUCCCCCACUGGACCAUGAGCUCCUGGUGGCCGGGGACUUAUCCACUUCUGUAACCAGCCCCACCUAGCACAUUACCUGGCAUGUGGGCUCCACAAAAAUUUGUUGAAUGAAGAGUUAGUAAGCCCUAAACUAGCCUUUUCUCUCUGUUGGACAUUUGGGUUGUUUCUAGACCUUUUGCUGUUAAGAAACUACUCCUCAAAGCCCUUCUAUUUAUAUUCCCUCAUUCGAUCUGCACACCCUGUAAAGUAGGCAGAAAGGGCUAUUUGCACAUAUCCACGUCUUGUGAAAGAUGGAGCGACUGUGGCUGAGGGAAGGGAAGUGAUUCCUAUGGGUCACAUCGCAAAUCAGUGACAAAGAUUAGAACCUCUGACCCUACCUCCCUUCCUUGGGUGGAUCUCUUUUCCCUCUAGCUACCUUCUUCUGGAUCAGGGUGACCUCUCCAAAAACGGAGACUGUGAUGGCAGGCCUGACCCGAGAGCAGCACAUGCACCCAGAAGCCCGGCUGGAGGUGAAUCCCUAGGAAACCAAAUGCCUUAUUUCCAAACACAUCAAGGCCUGUAUUUUCCCAGAGCAAGGAGCUUCUUGGGAAAGAGUCAGCAUGCUAGCUUUUCUUUUUUGUUUUGUUUUGUUUUCCUGAGGGGGUGAGGAGGCGAGCUCUGAGUUGUCCAGGAGGAGGAACUUUGGCUAAAAAUAGCUAUGGCGUAUGGAUCAGCCUCUAGUGGUACCCAGGACUGGGGAGGGGAGGGGGAUGCUCUAGAGCUGUCGCCAGACUGGUUGCUGUGGAAACAGGAGAGGAGCAGGGGAGCCUGGGAAGUGCGGAUGACACAGAUAGCAAGUCCUAGUCAGAGCUGCCGCUACAUUUAGGAGAAACAGCGGUGCCUGCGGCUCCCACCCUCCAAGGGGGCUGGGGUGGGGGGGGAGGCGGUGUCAGGGGCAUGGACGCUACACCCCCAGGGGUCUCUGCUGCCGGCUACUCUCCUCUCCACACGCUCCCCUCCAGGCCCCGCGCCGCCGCCCGGGCCGUGACCUCCCCGCCGCGGCCACGGCCAUGGCGCAGGAGAACGCCGCCUUCUCGCCGGGGCCUGAGGAGCAGCCGCGGCGCCGCGGCCGCCAGCGCUACGUGGAGAAGGACGGCCGCUGCAACGUGCAGCAGGGCAACGUGCGCGAGACGUACCGCUACCUGACCGACCUGUUCACCACGCUCGUGGACCUGCAGUGGCGCCUGAGCCUGCUCUUCUUCGUGCUGGCCUACGCGCUCACCUGGCUCUUCUUCGGCGCCAUCUGGUGGCUGAUCGCCUACGGCCGCGGCGACCUGGAGCACCUGGAGGACACGGCGUGGACGCCGUGCGUCAACAACCUCAACGGUUUCGUGGCCGCCUUCCUCUUCUCCAUCGAGACGGAGACCACCAUCGGCUACGGGCACCGCGUCAUCACCGACCAGUGCCCCGAGGGCAUCGUGCUGCUGCUGCUGCAGGCCAUCCUGGGCUCCAUGGUGAACGCCUUCAUGGUGGGCUGCAUGUUCGUCAAGAUCUCGCAGCCCAACAAGCGCGCCGCCACGCUCGUCUUCUCCUCGCACGCCGUGGUGUCGCUGCGCGACGGGCGCCUCUGCCUCAUGUUCCGCGUGGGCGACCUGCGCUCGUCGCACAUAGUCGAGGCUUCCAUCCGCGCCAAGCUCAUCCGCUCGCGCCAGACGCUCGAGGGCGAGUUCAUCCCGCUGCACCAGACCGACCUCAGCGUGGGCUUUGACACGGGCGACGACCGCCUCUUCCUCGUCUCACCGCUCGUCAUCAGCCACGAGAUCGACGCCGCCAGCCCCUUCUGGGAGGCGUCGCGCCGCGCCCUCGAGAGGGACGACUUCGAGAUCGUCGUCAUCCUCGAGGGCAUGGUGGAAGCCACGGGAAUGACAUGCCAAGCUCGGAGCUCCUACCUGGUGGAUGAGGUGCUGUGGGGUCACCGCUUCACGUCAGUGCUGACCCUGGAGGAUGGCUUCUACGAGGUAGACUAUGCCAGCUUCCACCAGACCUUUGAGGUGCCCACACCCUCAUGCAGCGCCCGGGAGCUGGCCGAGGCCGCAGCCCGCCUUGACGCCCAUCUCUACUGGUCCAUCCCCAGCCGGCUGGACGAGAAGGUGGAGGAGGAGGGGCUGGGGGAGGGGGCGGGCGAAGAGGCUGGGGCUGACAAAGAGCAGAAUGGCUGCCUGCCACCCCCGGAGAGUGAGUCCAAGGUGUGACCAGUUUCCUCCAGAUCCCUGUGGCAGGGCCAGACACAGGUACCUGGGGAGCUGGUUAUGGAAGGUGGAGGAGGGCGCAGGCAAGGUCCCUGGGAAUGCACUAAAGCUGGGGAGCCUCCUCAGAAUCUCAGGUCUGGGAUCCAACAUGGAUGGGAGAGAUCCUGAUUUCAGGAGAAUGGAGGGUGGGGAAUGGGUAAACUUGCCAGCCUGUCUGUGUUUGACCUUCACUUCUGUUCACGCGUGGAUGGAUGGACAGAAGGAUGGACCUAUGCGGGUUGGAUGAGAAGGUGGAAGCAGAGAGAGACAGCCAGCCAGUGGAUAGGUGAAUGGGCCAACAGACCAACAGACAGGUGGCGUGCUCAGGGCUGCCGCUGACUCAUAGAGCAUCUUGGUGCAAAUUCUAAAAAGGCGGCUUUUUCCUCCAGACUGACACUACCCCAAACUAGGGUGCAUGGCUUGGGGAGCAGAGUGUGGGCUGGAUUUUAGUCCCCACUCGCCUCCUCAGCCAGCUUCCCUGAGUCUGGCGCACCUGUCUCACUGGACACAGUAGCCCAAGCUGACCCAGAGGUGAGAAAGCUGGACGGAGGCGGGCAGAGAUGAGGAGGGUGCCCUCCCAGCUCCACCCCUGCCACUGUGACAGGCUGAGAGGGAGGGUGAAAGGCUGCAGGGCGGCUCAGCAGGGUGUGAAUGACCUUGUCCAUGUGUGCAGGGAAACCGGCGAUGGGGGAGAUGCCAGAGCUGGGGCCCUGGGGCAGGGCCUAGGAAAGGCGAACAAGGGAUGGCUAUUUUCUGACAGUGAAGUGAGGUCUCGUGAGUACCACUGCAGGGGUGGGAGGGGAUAGAGAGGUUCUGAGGAGGAAGAAGGGCCAGGGAGAGAUGGAGAAACAUGAGUUCACUAGAGCUGGGACACGGGGUCCUCAGGAAAGCAGAAUCAGUCCUAGGGCACAGUGAGAGGGAGUCGUUCACGUGGUUCACUGGGUGCCCGUUGGGUCCAGAGCACUGACCCAGGCAUGUGUGGGGAGGACAGUCAGAGACCCGAUUCCUAUUCUAGGAAUACAGUACACGUGGGGAAAACAGAGAAAUAUGCCUGUGGCAGCUGUUUCAAACUGAGAACCUGGGCGAUCUCUCCAAGCACGGGGUGGAAGGGCUUGGUAAUCAGAAAGCUAGGGAUUGCGUCAGGCCUGGAGAGUGACCUGAGCCAGCAGUCACGAACUUGGGUGGGCAUCAGGGUCCCUUGGAGGGCUUGGGAACACAUAUGGCUGAGUCCCACUCCCAGAGUUUCUGACUUAAUGGGUCUGCGGUAGAGACCAAAACUUUGCAUUUCUAACAAGUCCCAGGUCCUGCUGACGCUGCUGGAACAGGGACCACGCUCCGAGAAGCCCUUCCCUAAGCAGACUUGGGGGUCCUGUCAGGAGGUGGGCAUCAAGCUGAGGAGUAGCUGAGGGUCCUUGGGGAGGAGACUGAAAUAUAAUGGGUAUGGAGAACUGCGGUGGGGGGAAAGGAGACCGUGAAACCAAGGCUGAAUUGUCUGACUCUGGGCCUAGGGACUCACCCGUCAGUGGAAAUAGGGCUGUGACAAGCUAGAGAUGGUGUUUGGGCAAGAUGAGUAGGCAAGAUAGAUGGGACAGAGCAGUCAGGAAGGCUUCAGGGGAAGUGCUGCCAAGGUGGUGGCGAGCUGAAGUAGGAAGGGCAUCUGUGGCAAAGGAGAGAAUCCCACGUAGGACUUAAGAGGCAGGAUUAAAUGUGGGAGAAGAUGUGAGAGAGAAGCGAGAGUCCAAAUGUCUGGAUGUGACUGUGACCUGCUGUCUGCCCAGCUGGGGCAGGAGCCCCUGGAGAGGUGUUCCCAUGCCACGUGCACCCCCUUCCUGGUGUCAUCGCGGUCACCAGGGACACCCCCCCACCCCAGGAUUGUGAAGGAGGAGCAAUGGCGAGUCGAGAAGGGGCAGAGGUAGGGGGACCUGCCUCUGGGAGAGACGUGUACACACAGGCAGACACACCCUCCCACCACACGGGCCCAGCAGUGACCUCCAGCCCUUGGCCCUGGCUGUACCCCAUUCCUGUUCUUUAACAAAAGUCUGAGCCCCUUGCGGGGAAGCACCCCAGUGUGCUGCAUUCCAGGCUGGGAAGCUGGGGUCCUGGGGGAUGCUGUGCCUCCUGGAAGCAGGAAAGGGGGCUGCGGAGGGAGCCCACGCCAGCUUGGGUCUGCUCGGAGAGAACAGCUUUGCCUCAGGUCACAUGGUGACUUGGGUCACUAUCACCCAAAGAUGAGGUCCCUGAACACUGGUGCUGGCUGUUCCCAAAGAACAAAUGUUGGGGCAUGGGGUAAGAAACAGUUCUGGUUUAAUUUGCUGAAACAUCUGGAGUCUAGACAGGAGGGAGCGGGCUCUGGGUGUCCGCACUCACUCACGCAGUAGUUCACCCAUUGCAAGUGAACCCACCGUAGAGGAACUGAGGCUGGAUGGAAGGCAUUGAGACCCCGCCACCCCUCUCCUUGCCACUCAGCGACCACUCAGGGCCCCACUGUGUGCAGUGCAAGGAGUCUGGGGACCUGGGUUCUAGGCCUGACACUGUCACGAAUUAGUUCUAUGACUCUGGGCAAGUCACAUCACUUCUCUGGGCCUCAGUUUCCCUAUCUGUAAAAACAACACUUGGUAAACUGGUAAUGCUCAAUAAAUGUUUAAAUCACUGA
Molecule: messenger RNA, 4991 nt
Organism: Delphinapterus leucas (beluga whale)
Lineage: Eukaryota; Metazoa; Chordata; Mammalia; Artiodactyla; Monodontidae
Source: RefSeq, a predicted model, not a curated record